Molecule: messenger RNA, 645 nt
Organism: Morus notabilis
Lineage: Eukaryota; Viridiplantae; Streptophyta; Magnoliopsida; Rosales; Moraceae
Product: probable xyloglucan endotransglucosylase/hydrolase protein 27
Exons: 1
Coding region: 1-645 (214 amino acids)
Biological process (GO): carbohydrate metabolic process
Molecular function (GO): hydrolase activity, hydrolyzing O-glycosyl compounds
Source: RefSeq, a predicted model, not a curated record
AUGGCGGACCCAGCUCUCCAUCCAGCGCCUCUCCACCAGACCCAACCUCUAAAGGAGAUCACCAUUGACUACACUCCGGAGGCCUGCGCCCACUGCGCCGACUCCAACUCCAUCGCCCUCACCUUCGACCACCGUGGCGGCGCUCGUUGGCGCACCACCACCCGCUUCCUCCACGGCACCUUCCGGGCCCACAUCAAGUGCCCCGGCGGCAACACCAGCGGCCUCAACUUCAAUAUCUACCUCUCCUCCCUAGAGGGCGACAAGUCCCAGGACGAGAUCGACUUCGAGUUCUUGGGCAAGGACCGGACCGUCGUCCAGACCAACGUCUACACUUCUGGCACUGGAAACAGAGAGCAAAUUCACAAUCUGGGUUUUGAUUGCUCCGACGGGUUUCAUGAGUAUGUCAUCAAGUGGGGUCCAGAUUUGAUCGAGUGGCUGAUUGAUGGAAAGGUUGUGAGGAGAGAGGAGCGGAGAGAAGGCGAGGGGUUCCCGGAGAAACCAAUGUUCUUGUAUGCCUCGGUUUGGGAUGCGAGCUACAUUGAUGAGGGAAGGUGGACUGGGAAGUAUGUGGGAUGUGAUGCUCCUUAUGUUUGUUUGUACAAGGACAUUCAUGUGCCUGUUGGGACUCAUGUGGGUUCUUCGUAG